This is a messenger RNA of Alosa sapidissima (American shad), 2674 nucleotides long. RefSeq names its product solute carrier family 16 member 8 (gene slc16a8). Gene Ontology annotation, biological process: transmembrane transport; monocarboxylic acid transport. The record is from RefSeq and is a predicted model, not a curated record. Gene Ontology annotation, cellular component: membrane. NCBI's taxonomy places the organism in Eukaryota, Metazoa, Chordata, Actinopteri, Clupeiformes, Clupeidae. Bases 896 to 2320 code for a protein of 474 amino acids. Gene Ontology annotation, molecular function: monocarboxylic acid transmembrane transporter activity. The transcript is spliced from 5 exons.
ACCUUUUUUGUAUCCGUCAUUGUCAUGGCAUAUUAAUUUAUUCAUACUUUUUUUUUUUAACAGGGAAUGUGUGUAUUGUAAAUAUGCCGAUAGGGCCCCAAGCCAUGCAGAUAUUAGGCUAUCUAAGACUAAAAACAAAUUACCAAACAGAAACACAAAGCAUACCAACCAUCAAUAUACUGUAGUAGUCGUAAAAGACAAAUUCACACAGACUGAGAGGAAUUCAUACAUCCACUGUCUUUUGCAGCAUUUGCACUAAAUUGUAAAUAUAUUUUAACACAAGCCUUGCUGCCCUAAUUUGUAAAUAUUUAUAGUGUUGUUUUUGUUUUUUACUUUUAAUAUGCUGUAAUUUGUAUCUCUUUAAUCAGGCACCCUCCAUCAGUGUUUCAUUGAAUUAGGCCCACUUAGUACAUGAAAUCAUGUGACAAACAUCUCCAUGUAAUUUGUAUUAAUGGAACAGAACUGAACCUGCUACACGUUUUCAAACAAAUUCCUUAUUUUGCCAUAUUAGUGGGAGGCUUUCAAACUCAUGUGGGUGGGGUUGUAGUGGGUAUAACUGGCAGAUCAGCAUAGUCAGAGGGACACGAAUGAGAGAGUGACCGUGUCGUACCAUACCGGAAUAAUCAGAGUUUUCACGAUUAACACAAAAAAAGUUGAGAUCAAUGAACACCUAAGAAGGAACUCCAACAUCCAAGACUCUUGAAUUUUGUUACUGACAACGUGAGAGAACAGGAGCGCAUGUUGUGCAGAUGUUAUGACAUUCAUUUUGCUCAAAAAUGAAUCAAACUAGUAAAUUGUCUGUCAUUACCUGGAGGACAAUCUGAUGUUGUGGUGUCAAAGUGGAAAGUUCUUCAAGUGGAUCUUGGUUUCACAGGUGACUUGUGUGUGAGAAGAGAUGGGAUCCAGUGCAGCAGAGAGAGAGGCCCCAAGACCCCCGGAUGGCGGCUGGGGCUGGGUUGUGUUGAUUGGAUGCUUCGUCAUCACUGGCUUCUCCUAUGCUUUCCCCAAAGCUGUUAGCGUUUAUUUCAAAGAGUUGAUGAAAGACUUUGGUUGCGGGUACAGUGACACAGCAUGGAUCUCCUCCAUCAUGUUGGCCAUGCUCUACGGUUCAGGUCCCCUGUCCAGCAUCUUGGUAAACAAGUUUGGAUGUCGUCCAGUGAUGCUGCUGGGAGGACUGUUGGCAUCAGCAGGAAUGAUCACUGCUUCCUUCACGACCAAUAUCAUCCAGCUGUAUUUGACUGCUGGAAUGCUCACAGGUCUUGGUUUAGCCUUCAACUUCCAACCUUCCCUCAUCAUGUUGGGGACCUAUUUUGACAAGCGCCGCCCUCUGGCCAAUGGACUUGCAGCAGCGGGGAGCCCCGUGUUUCUUUCAGCCUUGUCCCCUUUGGGUCAGGUGCUUGUCGACAAGUACGGCUGGAGAGGAGGGUUCUUCAUCAUGGGCGGCCUGCUACUCAACUGCUGCACCUGCGGGGCGGUCAUGAGGCCCUUGCUGGGGAAGCUGAAGAAGGCACCAGUCGGGGUGGAGGCCGACGCCCAGGAGCUGAAAGAGAUGCUGCCGUCAAAGGGCCAUGAGAACAACGUGGUGAAGAAGAGCCAGAAACCGCCCAAGAAGAAACUGUUGGACUUCAGUGUGCUUAGCGACAGAGGCCUGGUGAUCUAUAUCAUUGCCAAGUUCAUUGUGGUCUUAGGCCUGUUUGUGCCCACCAUUCUCCUGGUUAACUAUGCCAAGGACCAGGGGGUGCCCGACCGCGACGCCGCCUUCCUACUCUCCAUCAUCGGCUUCAUAGACAUCUUUGCACGACCCACCUGUGGUGUGAUAGCUGGCCUGAACUGGGUGCGACCAAAGAUGCCCUACUUCUUUAGUAUCGCCCUGAUCCUCAAUGGCCUCACAGACGUCUGUUCAGCAAGGAAUACCAGCUACAUGGGGCUGGUUAUCUUCUGCGUGUUCUUUGGAAUCACCUAUGGCAUGGUGGGAGCUCUGCAGUUUGAGGUGCUCAUGGGGAUAGUCGGAAGUGGCAGCUUCCCCAGUGCCCUCGGGCUUGUGCUGCUCUUUGAAGCCGUGGGUGUGCUAAUUGGACCGCCCUCUGCUGGAAUCUUGGUGGAUGCUUUCAAAAACUAUGAGCUGAUUUUUUACAUGGCCGGAUCAGAGCUGCUAACUGCGGGUGUGUUCCUGGCCACAGCGUCUUACUGUUGCAUAGGGAGAAAGAAAAGCAAGGACUCACCAAAUGUGGAGGAACCAGAUGUCGAGGAGGUGGUCAACCAUACCAAUCAUGAUUCGGACAAUGCUCACCAAACUGCUUUGAAGGAUGAAGAAAGUUGAGAUCCAAGUAGAAGACCAAUAAGACCAAUGAUACAAUGAAAAAAAAACAUUUUAUAAUAAAAGUUAUAAGCCUACAUUUGGUAGAAGUAAUUUGUCCUGGAUCUGGUGCAUAAAUGAAGGGUGGUCAGUUAUGACAUUCUUUAGGCUAGUCGGAUUCACGUUUUGUGUAUAAAUCUUGUUUGUUCUAUGUCUGUCAGACUAAGCUAAGAAAGUCGCUCACUUGCUGGAACAGAAUGAGUACAUUCUGCAAGUUUGACAGACUCUCAACAAUAUAUUUUCAAAAAGAAGGAAGUUGUAAAUAUGUUUGUGUAGGUCAAUGUCUUUGCUUAACCAUAAUAUAACACUGCACAUCAA